Messenger RNA from Penicillium vulpinum, 936 nucleotides. Its product is annotated as NAD(P)-binding protein. The record is from RefSeq and is a predicted model, not a curated record. Bases 1 to 936 code for a protein of 311 amino acids. The transcript is spliced from 5 exons. NCBI's taxonomy places the organism in Eukaryota, Fungi, Ascomycota, Eurotiomycetes, Eurotiales, Aspergillaceae.
AUGGUGCGAAUUGCUUUAGCUGGAGGACAUGGCGGACUUGGGCGGGAAAUUUUGGACGUACUAGCUGCAAGUGGGCAACAUGAAAUUCUUAUCCUCUCUCGCCGGGACAAACCAGCCGAUGAAACGAGAGAGAUGGUGGGCUGGGCAAGGGUGGAUUACAACGACAAGGAACAGCUAGUGCAGGCGCUGCAAGACAUCCACACCGUUUUGUCCUUUAUUGUCGUUGCACAGGACAAGGGGAAUGUUUCACAGCGUAACCUGAUUGAUGCCUGUGUUAUAGCUGGGGUGAAACGAUUCGCCCCGAGUGAGUGGGCAGGUGCGAGCACCGACGGUCUUCCCUGGUACGCUGGAAAGACAGCAGUCCAUCAAUACUUGCAGGAAAUCAACCGAGAACAAAAGAAAACUACCAAGCACCUAGAGACCUGGGGAAUUCAUGUGGAUAUGCAGAACCGACGGGCCAUUCUCCUUGCCGACGGGAAGAAUCCAGGGUACCUAUCUCUCACGACUGUCGAAGAUGUUGCAAAUGUCGUGGCCAAAGCCGUCCUGUACGAGGGCCAAUGGCCAGAGGUUGGAGGUAUUCGUGGGGAUGAAUUGUCUAUGACUGACCUGGUGGCACUUGGGGAGAAGGUCCGAGUCAAGGCUCAGAUCACUAAUAAGGGUUUCGACAACUACAUAGGCGGCAGCUUCUCGGUGGAAAAAAUAAAAUCAGUACACGCGCGCAUGGGGCGGUUAACGGCCUCCUGGGCUCCCGAGAUGGGCCACACUGUUGUCUCUGAAGGGAUGCGAGAAGCAGCAGCCAAAAUCUUUACGGCAAAGACUAUUCUGUCCAUCUAUCAGGCCACCUGGAGGGUCUCGGAUGAAUGGAAUCAAUUACUUCCAGAUCAUAAGUUUACUUCCGUGGGGGCCUUUUUGCAGGAAUGGUGGUCUGAUAAAUAA